Molecule: messenger RNA, 1305 nt
Organism: Verticillium dahliae VdLs.17
Lineage: Eukaryota; Fungi; Ascomycota; Sordariomycetes; Glomerellales; Plectosphaerellaceae
Exons: 2
Coding region: 1-1305 (434 amino acids)
Source: RefSeq, a predicted model, not a curated record
AUGGGGAAGACCAUCGCGGCGCAGGCGGAGGACAAGGGGAGAACACGAGGAUGCGCACAGCGGGGCGUUGGAUUGACUUCGAAUGACAGGCGGCUCGUGAGCGAUCCGUUGCAUUUUACUGGGGUAGACCUUGGAGACCGAACCGGCGCAACGCGGAGGAGCUUUCCUUACCAUGGCUCUGAAGAUGAAGAGGACGAUGACAUUACUUCUUCCGGCGACGACGACGACUACGACGAGGGGGCACAGCUGGUCCUGCGAGAGAGGGAAGAGGAGGCAUUGGUGCAAUCAGCGCUGGCGCGCAUUCAGCGUGCCCAAGACCGCGGUAAGAAAGAGGUCAAGCUCAACAAGGAGGAGCUCGCCGCCCUCGAACGAAGGCGGAAGCGCAUUCAGGAGGAGGAGGCGGCCGCGGCAGCAGCAGCGGCAGCAGCGAGACGAGCGAAUGCUUCAGCAAGCGGCAGCGAGCGCAAACGUCGCAAGGAGAAGGAGAAGCGAUAUGUAAUUCCCCUCGCACAGCUCGAGGCGACGCCGCGCAAAAAGGGCAAAAAGUCACCCCCUGUGUCUGACGACAACUUACCACGGCACCCCUCUCCAGCCAAUACGGCGGAGGCACCGACAAGGCGAGAAGUUCUGCCGCCCAUGGGGUUCUUUCCGCCACCCACAUCAUCUCGGACCAGGCCCCGAUCUUCGACCACGUCGUCCCACCGGUCCUUUCGGGCAAUGGAAGACCAUCGCGGAUCGUCACCUUUCAACCCAGCGGCCUACAGCCAACCUCCAUCGGCUCACCGGCACGUCUCGGAUACGGUUAGCUCAAGGCCGCGUUCCUCUAGAGGUGCUCUGCCCUCGGAGGAUGCCUGGACGCCCGGGCUCUCGCCGGCAUCGUCCUCGUCGUCCAUCUCGAGGAGCCGGCACUCACUGGACCCGCACAUGUUUCAAUCGGAGAGCUCGCGCGCGCCGUACCUGACUGGCGCUGGGGCUACCUCCCGGAGGCACCUCGCAGGUCCGGCCGAAGCUCGGCGGUCGUCGGGCCCCCCUGCUGCAGCUAGGGGCGGCAGAAGCUCGCGGCGGCCGAGCCCAGACGAGACGAGUGAGGCGGCGAGCGAGACGAGCGACCCAGACACGAGCGACGACCUCGGCAACGGGGUUCAGAUUGUAGAUCCGCCGCUACGAAGGGGCAGGCGAAGUGAAAUUGUGGUUGAGGAAGAACCGGCGGAUCCGCGCCGUGAAGUGUCGAGGGGUAAGAAGUCGUCCAACUCGUCUCCUGUCAAGAGAAAGCCAGUUGCCAGCGGAAGGAAGAAGAAGAAGUAG